Messenger RNA from Thamnophis elegans (Western terrestrial garter snake), 1305 nucleotides. RefSeq names its product beta-1,3-galactosyltransferase 2 (gene B3GALT2). Gene Ontology annotation, cellular component: membrane. The record is from RefSeq and is a predicted model, not a curated record. Gene Ontology annotation, molecular function: N-acetyl-beta-D-glucosaminide beta-(1,3)-galactosyltransferase activity. The transcript has a single exon. NCBI's taxonomy places the organism in Eukaryota, Metazoa, Chordata, Lepidosauria, Squamata, Natricidae. Bases 1 to 1272 code for a protein of 423 amino acids.
AUGCUUCAGUGGAGGAGGAGGCAUUGCUGCUUUGCCAAGAUGACCUGGAAUACCAAACGCUCCCUCUUCCGCACACACUUCAUUGGCCUACUCUCCCUUGUGUUCCUUUUUGCUACGUUUCUGUUUUUUAACCACCACGAUUGGCUGCCUGGGAGAGUUGGAUACAAAGAAAACCCUGUGGCAUAUACUACACGGGGAUUUAGAUCAACAAGAAGUGAAACCAACCACUCCUCUUUAAGGAGCAUUUGGAAAGACGCCAUUCCUCAAACCCUGAGGCCACAGGUGAUGACGGUUAAUUCCAACGACACAGGAGUGUCACCUCAGGGAGUCACUGGUUUGGAGAACACGCUCAGUGCCAAUGGGAGUAUAUACAAUGCAAAAGGAACUGGCCGUCCAGCUUCGUAUCAUUUCAAAUACAUCAUCAAUGAGCCUGAAAAAUGCCAGGAAUCAAGUCCAUUCCUAAUACUUCUGAUAGCCGCAGAACCAGACCAGGCGGAACCUCGGCAAGCCAUCAGGCAAACCUGGGGAAACGAAAGCCUGGCACCUGGGAUUCAAAUACUUCGGAUUUUUUUGCUAGGUUUAAGUAUUAAACUGAAUGGAUACCUUCAGCAAGCCAUCCUGGAAGAAAGCAGGCAAUACCACGAUAUCAUCCAACAAGAAUACGUGGAUACUUAUUACAACUUAACAAUUAAAACGCUCAUGGGGAUGAACUGGGUGGCCACCCACUGCCCAAAUGUGGCAUACGUUAUGAAAACUGACAGCGACAUGUUUGUAAAUACGGAGUAUUUGAUACACAAGCUUUUGAAACCGGAGCUGCCUCCCCGGCAAAAAUACUUUACUGGCUACCUAAUGAGGGGCUAUGCACCUAACAGGAACAAAGACAGCAAGUGGUACAUGCCACCUGAUCUGUAUCCAAGCGAACGCUACCCUGUAUUCUGCUCUGGGACUGGCUACGUGUUUUCUGGAGAUUUAGCGGAAAAGAUUUUCAAGGUUUCACUGAGUAUCAGGCGGUUGCAUUUAGAGGAUGUGUAUGUAGGCAUCUGCCUUGCCAAACUGAGAAUUGACCCAAUGCCCCCACCCAAUGAGUUUGUCUUCAAUCACUGGCGGGUUUCUUAUUCCAGCUGUAAAUAUAGUCAUCUAAUUACCUCCCAUCAGUUCCAGCCUAGUGAACUGAUCAAAUACUGGAAUCACUUGCAACAGAAUAAGCACAAUGCCUGUGCCAACACGGCAAAAGAAAAAGCGGGAAAGUAUCGUCAUCGUAAACUGCACUAAAAAGGACUUAAAAUACUGCAAAGUGUAAAAAGA